UGGAAGCUGCCCAUAAAACCGACAAGAGCUAACGGAGGGACAAAAAGAAAAGGGAAAACAAAUCAGCUGGACAUUUAAAGAACAUGGAGGAAGCCGUGACAGUUCUGCGGUCAACGACCUCGCCCUACGCGCCGAACGGUAGCGACAGCGCCCUUCUGAUCCCUUCCACUCCCAAACUGCCAGCGAAUCCACUGGCGGCACUGACUUCCUUUCUGACCCUACUGGCGCAAAACACGUUACUGGGCAUCCUCACAGCAGCGCCUUGCAAUGGAACUGCCGGACCAUGUCAGGCAGGAGUGAGCGAAAACUUAUCCAGCUCCACGCUCCUGAACCGCCAGGAACACGCCGAGUACGACAGUGACGGAGACACCAAGACGGUGGAAGAGGUGCUCGCCAUCGCCGUUCCCAUACUGUUCGGCGCCAUCGCCGUGAUCGGGUUCUUCGGCAACGCUCUCGUGGUUCUCGUCGUCCUCUGCGACCCGCAAAUGCGCUCGACCACGAACAACCUCAUCAUCAACCUCGCCAUGGCCGACCUGCUCUUCAUCGUCUUCUGCGUCCCCUUCACCGGUUGGGACUACACCCUCAACUACUGGCCGUUCGGCGACGCCUGGUGUCGGAUCGUCCAGUACCUCGUCAUCGUGUGCGCCUACGCAAGCAUCUACACGCUGGUCCUGAUGUCCCUGGACAGGUUCCUCGCCGUCGUCCAUCCCAUCACGUCCAUGUCCAUAAGGACCGAGAGGAACGCCAACCUGGCCAUACUCUUCACCUGGGUCGUCAUCCUGGCCGCCUGCGUGCCGGCGCUCUUCGCUCACGGGGUCGUGCUCAUUGAGGACUCCUACUCGGCCUGCACCUUCCGCACCGACAUGGGGUACAACAUAGUCGCCUUCCAGAUAUCCUUCUUCAUGUCUUCGUUCGUCGUGCCCCUGGCCAUCGUGUUCGUGCUGUACCUCCUGAUGCUGAAGCGGCUGUGGCUCGCCGCGGCUCCCGGAGGCCGCAUCAGCGCCGAGAGCAUGCGCUCCAAGAAGCGCGUCACCCGGCUCGUCGUGGUCGUCGUGGUGGUGUUCGCGCUGUGCUGGUGUCCGGUGCAGGUGGUGCUGGUGCUCAAGAGCGUCGACCUGUACGGCAGGACAAUGAACGCGCCGCGCAUCGUCGUGCAGAUCGCGUCGCAGAUCCUCGCCUACACCAACUCGUGCGUGAAUCCGUUCCUGUACGCGUUCCUCUCGGACAACUUCCGCAAGAGCUUCCGCAAGGUGAUCUGCUGCGGUCGCAAGGCGACCCACGUCGGCGGGUCGUCCUCUUGCAAGGGCCGGUCGCGCGCCAUCGCCGACGAAGCCGAGAGGACGAGGAAGGAGAGCUCGGCUGCGUGCGUCGCGAAACUGUCCAAGGUGUCGAACGACAUACUGUGAACGUUGUGAGGAGUGAUCCUGAUUGACAGGACCGUGAUGUAUAGGGACUCGUCGCUGGCAAAGAGUCCGGCGCGCUGUACUGCACAUUUUAACCACGCGGAAAAAGCGGACACUACAAAGAUAAUUCCCCAAGCAUAAGCGCUAGAAGGGCUUCUGGCGCCCAGUCUUGUGUGUGUGUCGUGAUCUCUACGAGGUGUUUGUUUUUCGCCGGUUGCAGAGAAUGUUCAGGGCCGUUACACGUGCAAACAAUCAUGCAGAAAAUAGAGAAGACAAUAGGACUCUCAUAACAGUUCACCGAAAGUAAUUAGUUUUCCCCAGUAGUCGCUUGGCAUGUAAGGGUUCAUCAAGGAAGCCUUUUUCCUCGUGGAUGUGU
Molecule: messenger RNA, 1779 nt
Organism: Dermacentor albipictus
Lineage: Eukaryota; Metazoa; Arthropoda; Arachnida; Ixodida; Ixodidae
Source: RefSeq, a predicted model, not a curated record